UCACGUUAAAUCUCUAUGAACUGGUUGUGUCACUUUAAUAGAAUUAAAUCGAAUUAAAGUACUGACCUUAAAAAGCGAUCUUUGAACAUAUCAUCACAAACGAGGCAUUCUUAUUACAAGUAAUACAUCGAACAACUCAAGCACGCUCGAGAGUCGAGAUUGAUGGUCGUUUUACAUACAUAAAAGAGCAAUUUCAAUAUCAAAACGGCGUUAGAGAAUGGUAUGUUAUAAUAGCUUAACGUAAGGCCCAUCGGCAGCGGUGCAUUCGGCGUCGAUAAAACAAUGAACGCAUUAUGUUAUGUUUCCCAAUAUGCGGACGAAGUACUUUUUCUUCGGAUGGGACAGUUCAGUUCGGAGAAAACAUUCGAAAUAUCCGAAGGACUAUUGGCUAGAUGCUGGAUAUCGUAGCCCUAUCUGAAACUUAUUGGAUGGACCUAGUUUCAAUAGAUAGACACAAAUGAAAUGCUUCCUGCUUCGUGCAGAGUCAAGAUCAGACCUGGAGCACUCUGUUUUAAGCGCGUUCCUCAAAGAAGGGAGCGAUUCGCGGUCAUUGGUGUGGCACAAUCGGUUAUUAGUGGUCUCGGGGCUCUCUCAUCAUUCACAUAGCACACCUAAAUAUAGAGUGACACUGUGGCACUAAUUUGUUGAAUGAAACGAUAGGUGUGUUGGUGCUUGGGGGACUGAACAGCAUUGUGGGAUUCGAUCAAUAUCGGAUAGAAUGAGGUGAACUGAAUCGAAUUUGCCUACCCAUUAAAAGAUAAUGCCUUCGAGCGGAUCAACCAAGGUGCCCAAGGUAGAUAGGUCCACAAGUCCUCUGCCGUGCAAACCCACGAAUCCUGUUCAGGAAUUGAAGGCUUUGUUCGCCGAACCGCCCUUGAGCACAAAUGGCGGCAAGGAGAAGGAUUUCCGUUUCGAGGCGAUCCAGUGUUUGCAAUCGACCGUUCACCAGGAUCUUAAAGCGUUACCGGACCGAGGAAGUUGGUCCAGUAAGCUCGAAUUCAUCCUGUCGGUGGUUGGAUUGGCGAUAGGUUUAGGAAAUUUGUGGCGAUUUCCUUACCUUUGCUACAAAAAUGGUGGUGGUGCUUUCAUGGUUCCUUACUUUAUCGCACUUGCGCUCGCUGGUGUGCCAAUGUUCUUAAUGGAAUUAUCUUUGGGACAGAUGAUGACCAUCGGUGGGCUAGGAAUUUUUAAGAUAGCCCCGCUUUUCAAAGGUAUCGGAUACGCAACCUGUGUGAUCUCCUGCUGGAUGAACAUAUAUUACAUCAUUAUCCUGGCAUGGGCACUAUUUUAUUUCUUGGUAUCCUUACAAAUCGAUGUGCCCUGGAGAACAUGCAACAAUUCGUGGAAUACUCGGUUUUGCCUCACCUCUACGGAACGUGCGGAGAUAGAAUGUUGGCCCGACGAUAACGACACUAUAUGCGCGACAUCGAUCGGCAAUCUCAGUCACGUCUUUCUAAAGGAUCCAGUCAAAGAAUUUUGGGAGAGACGUACCCUUCAAAUAUCUGACGGCAUUGAAAAUAUUGGUUCUAUAAGAUGGGAACUAGUAGGUACUUUGGCUGUUGUCUGGAUUAUGUGUUAUUUCUGCAUUUGGAAAGGCGUAAAAUGGACUGGAAAGGUUGUCUAUUUUACAUCAUUGUUCCCGUAUGCCCUGCUGGCGGUUCUAUUGGUGAGGGGAUUAACGCUUCCGGGUGCAAUGGAAGGUUUAAGAUACUAUGCAACGCCAAAUCUUUCGAAACUGAGUGAUCCGGAGGUGUGGAUAGAUGCAGUGACGCAAAUAUUUUUUUCUUAUGCACUGGGUAUCGGUGCAUUGGUUGCACUCGGGAGUUAUAACAAGUUCAAUAAUAAUGUUUACAAAGACGCACUGAUUGUCUGUACAAUAAACUGUUGUACCAGUAUGCUCAGCGGAGUCGUAAUCUUUUCUGUAGUCGGUUUUAUGGCUUAUGAACAACAAAGACCUGUUGCGGAUGUAGCUGCUUCUGGUCCAGGAUUAGCAUUCCUGGUUUAUCCAUCAGCAGUUCUGGAACUACCGGGAUCGUCUUUAUGGUCCUGUUUAUUCUUUUUUAUGCUCAUACUUAUCGGUUUAGACAGCCAGUUUUGUACACUUGAAGGCUUCAUAACAGCGGCGGUAGACGAAUGGCCGCAUCUUUUCAGAAAACGGAAAGAAGUGUUCAUUGCGAUUGUAUGCCUCAUCUCGUUCAUCAUUGGUCUCAGUUGUAUCACUGAAGGUGGGAUGUAUGUAUUUCAACUCUUGGAUUCGUAUGCAGUCAGUGGAUUCUGUCUCCUCUUUCUAAUGUUCUUCGAGUGUAUCUCUAUUUCUUGGGCAUUUGGAGUGAAUCGUUUCUAUGAUGGUAUACGUGAUAUGAUUGGUUAUUACCCUUGUGGUUGGUGGAAGAUAUGUUGGACAUUUACUACUCCUCUCAUUUGUGUGGGUGUUUUCACGUUCAAUGUAAUCAAGUUUGUCCCUGUAAAAUAUCUUACAUACGAAUAUCCAUGGUGGAGUCACAUGCUCGGCUGGCUUUGUGGUCUUUCGUCAAUGAUGUGCAUUCCAGGCUAUAUGAUUUACAUUUGGUGUAUAACACCAGGAACUACCUCAGAGAAAUUUCGAAAGUUAAUAAGAAUAGAAGAUGAUGUUGCCACCUUACGAAGAAAACUAAAUUCAAUCGAAACUGCCGCUACUAGUGCAGGCUUUGAACUAUAAGUGUCAUCGUGCUUUUGUUUAAUCACCAUUAAAAAUGCAUGUAUGUUAUUUCAAAGUAUAACUAGAGGAAACAUGAUUUCAUACAUUGAGCAAUAUCAUAUCGCGCAAUCAUGUAAUCAUUUACCAUCUUGAAUAAAAUGCGUUUGUAUAAAGUGAAA
Messenger RNA from Megalopta genalis, 2856 nucleotides. It is a transcript of the gene Gat-1B, whose product is annotated as GABA neurotransmitter transporter-1B. The record is from RefSeq and is a predicted model, not a curated record. Gene Ontology annotation, molecular function: gamma-aminobutyric acid:sodium:chloride symporter activity. Gene Ontology annotation, biological process: nitrogen compound transport; amino acid transport; sodium ion transmembrane transport. Gene Ontology annotation, cellular component: plasma membrane; neuron projection. NCBI's taxonomy places the organism in Eukaryota, Metazoa, Arthropoda, Insecta, Hymenoptera, Halictidae.